GUUUGCAAAUACUCUACCCAUGGCUAGAAAUUCAUCACUGCAUACAAUUCGGUUACAGUUGACUUCUAGACUAUCGAGUCGCAGUUGCUAUGCAUCCAAUUCCUUAAGCAUUCUACCACCUCGUCAGGACUGCUCGUGGAUUGAUUCCACGCCACGGUAAACCGACCGCGGCCGCCAUGGACCGCGAGGCGCUCCGCAUGGUCUGCUCGCCGCAGUUCUGGCGCAUGGCCAUCCUCUGGGCCAUCUCCCUCCUCCAUUCCUACCUCCUCGUCAUCCUCCGCGGCCGGGACGCGGCCACCCCUGGCCGCCGGCGACCGCGGCCCGGCGCCGGCCGCCGCCCCAUCUGCGUGGUCACCGGGGCGACGUCGGGGCUGGGCAGGGCGGCGGCGGCGGCGCUGGCGCGGGAGGGCUACCACGUCGUGCUCGCUGGACGUUCCACGCAGUUGUUAUAUGAGACUGUUCAAGGAAUUCAGAGGCAACAACCAGAUGCCCGUCUUGAAGCAUUUCAACUUGACUUGGCAUCGUACAAGUCAAUAAAGAAGUUUGGAACUUCUCUGAAGCAAUGGAUUCAGGAGACAUGUUCAGAGUCUGCUAUACAGCUUUUGAUUAAUAAUGCUGGCAUAUUAGCAAAGUCGCAUCGAGUAACCGGGGACGGGCUUGAUGAGAUGAUACAGACUAACUACAUUGGUCCCUUCAUCCUGACCAGCAUUCUUUUACCAUUGCUGAAGAACAGCUCGGUACCUUCUCGAGUUGUUAAUCUAACAUCUUUCACACACAGAUGUGUAUCAUCUAUUGAUGUGUCUGAGGAUGCAUUGAGAGGGAUGAAAUUUGAUCCGUGCUCAGUAGGAGAAAGCUACCCCUUAGCUUCUACUUAUGAGUAUACCAAACUUUGUAUACUGAUGUUCUCAUAUGAGCUUCAUCGACAGCUUCACAUGUCAUCUGCCGUCUCUGUCAUUGCCGCUGAUCCUGGUGUUGUGGAAACAAAGAUCAUGCGAGAGCUUCCCAAGUGUCUUUCGUGGUUUGCGUUCUUGGUUUUGCGCUUCCUGAAUCUCCUGCAGGAACCUGAUAUUGGGGUUGGUUCCGUCCUUGAUGCUGCUUUGGCGCCACAUGAAGAAUCUGGGAAGUAUUUCUUCGGAGGGAAAGGGAGAACUAUCAGAUCCUCCCGACUGUCGUAUGACACGGAAGUAGCCAAGAAGCUGUGGGCAGAAUCGUGGGCGGUGUUGAAGGAUCUGCAGCUUAGAGAAAGUAAUUUUGGGAACGGUUAAAAGGAAUAUGGAAAACCAGAUAAUUCUGGCAUGCUGUAAUUUUUCUUAUGUAUGGUCCGAUUUUGGCCCUUCCUUCUAGUGCAACCAAACGCCCGUGCGCUGCUCCCGAUAGCAGCGAACAAUGUGGCAUCUGUUGCUGCACACAUUAUCUCUCU
Panicum virgatum (switchgrass) is the source of this 1420-nucleotide messenger RNA. RefSeq names its product short-chain dehydrogenase TIC 32 A, chloroplastic-like. The record is from RefSeq and is a predicted model, not a curated record. Lineage: Eukaryota; Viridiplantae; Streptophyta; Magnoliopsida; Poales; Poaceae. The transcript is spliced from 9 exons. Bases 177 to 1265 code for a protein of 362 amino acids.